AUCCCCGCUCCAAGCGAAAAGCCUCCUAGAACGUCUCCGUCUCAAACGUUUCCCUACUCGUCUCGAUUAUCCUUGCACUUGUCUCGUAUCUAACUCGUCUCUGCUCACUUUCCCAUUCGGACUCGUUUAGCAGCCUUACAAAUAUCUCUCCACCCUGAACAGUCACUGAAAGGUUCAUAGCCACCGGAAUUUGCCUCUACGGUCCCCUCGUACCAUCAUGACAACCAAUCCGCGUAUCAUUUUCAACGAAAUACCUCAUGGCCUGCCAAAUCCUAGAACAAGUUUGAUCGUCGACAAUACACUGACUAUUGAUCUUGAUAAUGUACCACUUCAAGGAGGUAUCCUCGUUAAGGCACUUGCCUUCAGUCUUGACCCCUAUAUGCGCAAUCGCAUGCGACCCGUUGACAUCCAAGGAGACAUUGAUGCAUUCCCCCUUGGCGAAACAAUCAAUGGUUUCAGCGUUGCUGUGGUCUUGCGAAGUGAGACGCCCUUGAUUCAAGCCGGACAACACGUAUACGGAUUCUUGCACUAUCAACGCUACAGCGUCAUCCCAUCAAUAGACGCUGCCGUGCUAGGUCUGAAGGGUUUGAGUCUACAAGUCCUUGACAACAAGUACAACCUCCCAUGGCGAUAUUAUGUUGGAGCCCUUGGAAUGAGUGGACAGACAGCAUAUUAUGGACUCAAGGACAUUAGCAACCCCAAGCCGGGUGAAACACUUUAUAUAUCUGCAGCGUGUGGUGCUGUAGGCCAUCUGGUGGUUCAGCUUGCCAAGGCCCAAGGACUGAAAGUCAUCGCAUCUUGUGGUAGCGACCAGAAGGUCUCGUUGGUGAAAUCACUCGGAGCCGAUCAUGUCUUCAACUACAAAACUGCGGAUACCGCUGCAGAGCUCCAUGCACAUGGCCCGAUUGACAUAUACUUUGACCUUGUCGGUGGUCCGACACUCGAAGCUGCCAUAGAUAAUUUAGCCUGCAACGCCAGAAUCAUCAUCUGCGGGAUGAUCAGUCAAUACAACUCGGGCGCGGACAAGGCGUAUGGCGUUCGAAACCUGUGGUUAUUGAACAGGUACCGAGCGAGGAUGCAGGGUUUGGUUGUGAUCGACUGGGCAGAUAAGUAUCUGGAUGAAUUCCACGAUACUGUCCCACGAGAUUUGGCUGCUGGAAAAUUGAAAUAUCUGGAACAUGUGUAUCAUGGUAUGGACAAGGUCGGUGAGGCACUUGUUGAUUUACUAGUUGGAAACAAUGUCGGAAAAUCUGUGCUGGUUCUCGAAGAUGACACAUAGUGAUAGACGCUACACAUGAUGUGCGUUGUACCUGACGAUCAUAUCCCUCGUUGUUUAACAUCUGUAUAAUAUGAUAUUCACAAACUUGACUUAGAGCUUGAGUAGAGGCAACAUUUCGAUUGCAUUACUCG
Messenger RNA from Suillus discolor, 1410 nucleotides. RefSeq lists its product as uncharacterized. Gene Ontology annotation, molecular function: oxidoreductase activity, acting on the CH-CH group of donors, NAD or NADP as acceptor. The transcript has 6 exons. The record is from RefSeq and is a predicted model, not a curated record. Lineage: Eukaryota; Fungi; Basidiomycota; Agaricomycetes; Boletales; Suillaceae. The coding region runs from base 218 to 1279 and encodes 353 amino acids.